Messenger RNA from Hepatospora eriocheir, 276 nucleotides. The record is from the annotation of a GenBank genome assembly. Lineage: Eukaryota; Fungi; Microsporidia; Hepatosporidae.
AUGUUUUUAGGAAUAAAAACUAGUGAAAAAGGAAUAGAACCAGAUUUGGGAAGAAUAUUAGAAAUAGAAGAUAAAACACCUACAACGAAAAGAAAAUUAAGAAGUUUUUUAGGUUUUGCAAAUAGGUAUAGACAAUUUGUCCCUAAAAUCAGUGAACUUACCUGUAAAUUAAAAAAUAAGAUUAAAAAGAAAAAUAAAGAAUUUCAUUGGAAUAUUGAAUAUGAAGAUAGAAAAGUAAAAAUAAUCGAUGCGAUAAAGAAAUUUACUAAAUUGUAG